GACAGCGGUGUGGACGUUGAUUGUAGUAGUGGAGUGCGAAGGGAGCGUGCUACCGUGCGUUCCACUAUUUAUAAUCAAAUGGGCUGCGCUAGUGUGCGUGUGUGCACACGUUAUGCACCGCACCAACACAGGGGGACGCGUCGAGCGAGGCAAUGAUGUGCACGAAGUAUUAUCCCUUAUUACACGAUUUGCUUCCGUGCCGGCCGCACGUGCAAUAGUCGUCUGUCGACCUCUUUUGUAGAGCGGCGUGCGAAGUCAGUUUGUUUACAUCGGUUAGCCGCAGCGAUGCAUAGUGCGUUAGUUAGCGCGAUUGUGUCAUCGAUCGUGCGCUGGUUACACCUAAAUUGCGAGUGAUUUACGGACAAUGUACCGCACGAGUUUUUUGCGGCCAAAACUUUUUGUGAUCUUGUGAACUUUUGAGGUCGGAACUUUACCUGUGAUCUCAUUAUCGCCAAAUUGAACUGUGUUUAUUUUUAUUUCGGACUCUGUGCCAUUUGGUGUGUCAAAGUGAACUUUUUGAGUGAUAUUUUCGCAAAAUUGACUUUCGAGAAAUUUUCGACGAGAAAACUUUUUUACCCCUUGAAACUUUUUCUGAUUUAUCCGAGAGAGAAUUUUUGAGGAAGUAAAAUUUUUGGAGAACGGUAUUUGGAAAUUAAAAGAAAAAUUUUUUGAUUCAAUUUUUCAAUAAAAACGAAGAAGUGGAUCUAAAAGCAAGGAGAACUUAACACAAACAGGCACACAGCAUUUAUGCAUAACAAACAAACAGCGAUCUGUCCACGCUUCUUCCGUAGAAAAAGACUUUGCGAGAGACAAAGAUGGCUAUAGCAUUCAACUUGCCGAGUGAGAGAGAGGCAUCAGAGGAGAACUUUUCGCGGCUGAACCGGCUUCUAGCCGAGCUGUACGAAGUUCUGUGCCACAUCUUGGUAUCGCGACAGCCUGGCCAAGAAGUCCAGGACAAUAGGCGAGAACGACCCUACUCCGAAUCAGACAUACCCCAACCACCACCACAGACACAGCAGUGCAGAAGAUCAGCAUCAUCACCCCCCCUCACUCUAACCCUGGAUUCAGACUUAGAAGACGAUGUCUUCGCCCCAAGAUCUGAUCGAACGAACGACCUUUUCGCCACUAGGAAUCUGGACAUUUUCGGUUAUGGGAGUCCUAGAACGCCAGCAGGAGUUCUUCUGAGUCAUAGAAGAGAGAGGACGUUUACGUUUUCUGUAACGAGUGAGAAGCAUUGGAGGGAUAAGGGGGGGACGGAUGUGGCGGAUGGCGUUAGUAGGGGGGAUGGCAUCAGUGAUACCGAUAGUGAUAGAGAUUUGGAUGAGACGGACGCGCCCUCUACGGAGAAAGCAGCAGAGACUUCAAUAUUCUCUUCAAUAAUACCGGACAAGUUGUCCGGGUCUAUCUGCACGGCCGUACUCUUCGUGCUGGGUUGGAAGCUGUUCUCCAACAAACGGUGAACGCAGGGAGGCAGGAGUAGUGGUAUAUUCUUGGUGGGGAAAUGUUUUAUAGGGAUGUGUGACGUUGUAUAUAAUAUAUUUUUUAUUUGAAAUAAUGUAACAAAUGGAGAUUUGAUGAAAUUAUGGUUAGCCUCUUUUAAAUUACAUUUUCAAAAUCCUGCAAGGAAAAAUUUAACAUUAACAGCCUUACUACAAAAACUUGAACAUCUGUUGAACGCUUGUCUAAAAGACUGCAACGUUAUAAUCUGUCAUUUUUUAGACAAGCAUUCAACAGACGUUUAAAAGUGUUCGUGAUAGGACGGUAAACCUUUUUAAAUUAGUUAAAGUAAUAUUUUCAAUAAACAUAUAAAAAGUUUAUUUUAUAAUUUUUAAUUCAGUGACAAAAUAUGAAAUUUUAUAUUAUAUCUUCACUACCUAUAUAAAUGACGGCUAACAUAUUUCAAUAAAACAUUUUCUCUCAUAAUAUUCUUAAGCGUACGACGAAUAAAUAAGCGUUAUUCUCUGCGCUACGCUUUUUGUAUUUGUACAUUUAUUGAGGAUUAUUAAAAUAAUCCAAAUUUUGAAUAAAUAAUUUUUAUUAUUAGACGUAAUAAUACACGGCUUUAAUGUAAAGUUGUGUGUUUGUGUAUCGUCUAUCGAACGCACACAUGUAUAUUAAAAUUAUAUGUUAAUACGUAGUGAUAUUUAUAAAUUUAAAUGUUUGGUCCAUGGCAAAAUAUAGACUUGCUGCUACUUUUUUAUAUAAAAAAACUCUGUAGUGAAAAAACUGAUUUAAAAAAUUUCGUUUUUAGUGAGAGAACAUAUUUUUGUAAAUCAAAAUAUUGUUUGUAAAAAAACAACAGAAAAUUAAAAAAAAAACAUGUUAGACACUUUUUCACGAUGUUAUAACUGUUUUUCAGGUUAAGACAUUAUAAUCAAUUUCCAAUAAGCAAAAAAUGCACAAAAUUAAUAUAAAUAUUGCUGUUGUAGAAAAAACACGUUUGGAAGUAAUUCUAAAAUUAAAUUAAUUAUGUUGAAAAUAACCGUAUAAUAUUUAAAAAAAAAGUUUACUAAAGUGUCAAUUUACAUUCCGCUUUCGAUGUUGAUAUUAUAUCCGUAAAUAUUUCAUAACUAUACCUAGUUAUAAUAAACAUACUUAUUUAAGGAAUUUCGAAGUAUUCAGAAGAAUGGACCAGCGAUGUUAUAGAAAAAUAGAUUUUAUUUAAAACAUUAAUAAAGUCCGUUUUCCCAUAAAUUGUUCCAAAGAGAGCAGCCUAAAAAUUAUUAUCGAUUGAUCUCAUUUUUUUUAUUUUUUUGUGUAAUAAAAAUGUUUAUUUUAAAUAUUGUAGCGUUAAACCAUUGUGGUGAGUGCCAAGUUAUUUCAAUGGAGAUUUUAUAAGAUGGUAUAUUUUGAUAAUUAAUUAUCAUUAAUUGUAUAUAAGUUAGUUAAGAAUGAUUGAUAAGCUCUGUCACGUCUGAUCGUCAAGCAAUUUGUUAAAAUCUAUUCAAUUACUUGGAAUGAUAAAGACACAUUGUUUUAAAUCAAUUUGUAAUUAAAUUGAUGCAAAAUUGAUGGGUUGUUUACGAUUCGGAUUUUGUAAACUAGUUAAAUUAGUUAAGUAUUUGAACACAUUGAAUAGGCAAAAGUAAAAAUCUAAUGAAAAAACACUUUUUAUACACUGCUGAUAAAAAAUUGGACGUGCUUGCUCUGGUAUUUUCACAAAGGAACAAAACUGACAUGAGUAGUUCAUAUAUGGAUAUAUUUAGCUUUUACGCAUUCAUAGUUUUGUAAAUAAGAAUACUCCCAUAGUUCUGCUAGAUGAUAACUCAUACCUAGGUACUUUUAAGUUACAAACGAGGCUUCGAUAAAAAGAAAAGAAAACAGUUUUUGAUCCAUACGAAACCAAAAAAGUUUUGUUUUAAUUUUGUACACAAAAAUGGGAACAAAAACGUUAUUGGGAACAAUUCGUAAAUUACUUUUUUUUGACGCCAUUUUUUUAUUUCAAUAAUUUUAUUUUAAGAUAACAAAAUAUACGGAAGAAUGUGUUCAAAUGUGAUAUGUAUUUAUUUAAGGAAACGAUUAAAGUAAAAAACAAGUUUUCCUAAUGAUCUCUUGGAAACUCUUAUCUGCUGAUCAUAUUUUCGAUUUUUGUUGACAAAUAUAGGUAAUAUAAAAUUGUUAAUCUACUAGGAAGAUAAAAUCUCAUCCUUUAUUUUCUCUUUUAUUUUUAUAUAUUUUUAAUCAAAAGGUAAAUUACAGACGUGGUGUUAGUGAAAGUGAAAACCAAAGUAUUUUGAAAAUAUAUUUGUCAACAAAAACUCUGAAAAUCAAACAGAAAAGAUGCAUUUAAGAGUUCUGUACAUAAAUUAAAAUUGGUAUGCUUAAUGCUCCUUUUGUAAGAAUAUAAUCUGUAGUUGCGAAAAUUUCUAAAUUUCCAUAGUGAUAAUGCUUAACAUGAAAACAACAAAAUUUGUAUGGAAGAUGCAAAAAUAUAAUUAUUUUUAUUAUAGUAGCACAAUAAGAGAAAUAAAGGUAUCCUAAAAAUCUUAAAAAAUAAAUUUAUUAAAUAAUUUUCGAAAAAAUGUAGUCAAACUAUUGGUUAUAGAGACAAAAUGCGAUAUUUUUUUGCAACUUCCACAUAGAUUUUCCAAAAACUAAACAUGCUUACUGCUGUAAUCUCAUAAUUAUAACUAUAAUGAUAUUUUAAUUAUAAUAAAAUUUUAAGCAAUAUAAUUGUAAUUUACUCAUAGUGUGUAAGAUUUAUCUCACUACCAAGCCUUUCUUAAUUAUUUUACGAACAAAAAAGAAAAAAUUGUUUAUUAAAAAACAAUUUUCUUUUUGUAGUUUAUUUUUAGUGAAAAUCGUGUGAUGUACACUGUGUAUAAAAAUGGCCUGUAUAUUUUAGCUAAUUUAAGAUUUUAGUGAAUUAGUUUUUUUUUUAGUUUUUAAACAUUAUUAUUUAGCAUGUUUUGUAUAACAGUCAUACCAAUUGACUUUAAUUAAGUUCUUUUUGUAAUUAUUUUCAGAUCAACUGCCAAUUUAUUAUAUUCUGUGUUUUGAUAUUUCUUUAUUUGAAAAUAUACUUUUUUUUAUAAAUA
Helicoverpa zea (corn earworm) is the source of this 4538-nucleotide messenger RNA. RefSeq lists its product as uncharacterized. Bases 816 to 1460 code for a protein of 214 amino acids. NCBI's taxonomy places the organism in Eukaryota, Metazoa, Arthropoda, Insecta, Lepidoptera, Noctuidae. The record is from RefSeq and is a predicted model, not a curated record. The transcript has 3 exons.